CGCGCAAGCGUGCUCGCUGUAUGCACGCGUUCCAAAGCCAUUCCUUGCUAAAUAAAAAAAAUGAUCCGUCAUUUAAUCGCGCCAAUUACAGAUUAAAUAUUUAUUGAGACGUUCUUUAUUUUUGAAUCGUCAAUGGAACAAUGAUUUUGUAUUGCCAUAUUACGCGUGUGCGUAUUGACUUUUUGUGUUUUGUUUUGUGAUAAUUUUGUGAUAGCGAGUGAUGCCAAGUGGAUAUGCUAGUGAUAAUGUUAACUGUUUAUGGGAUUGGAUUGCACGCUGUAUCGGAACUUAUGAAAAUAAAUCAUGGCAAACGAUCGGAGCAAUGGGACACUUAAACGUGCAACGAACAAAUUUAAACUGAAGUCACAUUGCAAAUAAUGCUAAGUUAUAAAGUGGUCGGGUGAUAUUGUUUAGUGAUGGAUGAAUAAUCGCGGUGAUGGGGUGUGGCCAGAGUAAAAUAAAUUUGUACCCGAGGCGGAACAAAAACGGUGGGAAAGGAAAUAGUGCCAAAAAAUCAGGCGCAGCAGAGAAGGAAACUGACGAAGAGGAAGGCAGGGCUGGAACCCAAGAUGAGGCCGAAGAGGAAUCCGAUCACGGCAAGCACAUACUGCCGCUCACCAACCAUCCACCGACUGUGGAAGCGUCGGCUAGCAUGCAGGACUUCUUCAAAAUGUUGGACGAAAAAAUUGAAAAAGGCAAAGACUACGACUCAUCGAGUGAAACUGAAGUACGCAUGGAAAAAGAGAGGCGAAAACGUUUGAUAGAUCAAUGGCGAUCCGCGUCGCAGUCUACACAGUCCUCACAAUCACAGCCAAGUCCGCCCACGCCAGCCAGGAGACGGUUGCACAGACCAGUUCCACCCCAGCCGCCAGAACGCCAGAACAGCCCUGGUACAGUCAGACGAUGCUAUCGACAGCAACACGUCCCUGAAGGCAUGUCUCCACCGCCAAGACGUUCACACAGUGCCCAAUCACACCACCCACCUGACCCUCGUCACAUCAACGGAGACAACUGGCAAGAUCCGACUAAAUCCCCCGUUAAACGAUCUCAAAGCGCUGGAGCAAAUUGGAAGAGCAACCCAAAAGUCGCUCCCUACCAGAAACCAAAGAAGAACGAAGUCAACGAAAGCCAAAGAGCCGUGCAAAAAGACAUGGACAUGUCAGUGCCUCAGUCUGUUGAUGCUAGUCAAGAUUCCCAAAUCACGUACAAUCCAACAUUCCAAACACACAGCCCAGCGCAUUCGGCGAAAUCACAGCAACCGUACAUAACUCAAAUUAUAAGUUAUCCCAUGUCGCAACAAGUAACUCCACCUUCGACGCCAAAAUAUAUAGCUCCACCAGAAGAGUACCAAGAUCCACAAAGUAAUAUAGUUGAUAACAAGUACAAUAAUACGAAUCAAAAAACGACGCCAGUGACACAAAUGAGUACUCAGUCACACAUUUAUUAUAUUCACGGUAAUGCUGCGUCCAACGUGUCCCAGGAUCUAGCGCAGCAGAGGCAACAGACAGCUAUACACUUGCAGCAGUACGUAGCUAUGAAACAGGCUCAGCAGCAGAUGUUUUCAUAUUUACAACGUGGACCCCAUACCGUGUUCCCCAACGUUGACUAUUCCCAAAUACCACAUCGUACGUACGAAGGCGAAGAAUAUGUGCCCCAAUAUGCACAUGGCCACCCGGCAAUGCGACCGCAUAGUGCGCCAACUCCUGUGGGAGUCGUCAGGCCUAUGGCAGUCGCACCAGGAUUCGCUCCACUCCCUGACGGCACUCACAUGGUUCAGAUGCCGAUGUACAUGCACAUGCCUCCCGUUGUAUCAACAAUGGGGCCCUGGAUUCCCGGACAGGGGCCAGAAAUGCAAUACUACCCGCAAUCGCCAUUCAUGCCCAUGUACCGACCGAACUCCGCGGGAUCGGCCGGCACAUUAACUAGAUAUCAAAAGAAGGAGACUAUUGAGACUGAUGGAAAGAACGUGUGCCAAAGUAUAAAUCUGGUGAGACAGAAGCAGAUCGGACAGAUUGUUUCUGUGCCGGGCCAGGAGCUGACGGUGUGCAACAACCCCAGCGACAGCCCGAGCUCUGCCUCCGUGAGCACGGACAGCGGCGUCUCCCCCGGCAACAGCGUACCGAGCUCCAAGUGUCCCGUCUUCAAUACGACGAUGACGACAGACUCUUACACGAAUUCAGUAGAUAAUAAGAGUAAGAAAGUGAAAUCAGUGCCGUUCUCUACGCGAUCGCUGAAAAAUUCUAAAAGUUUAGAUUCUUAGCGCAAGUUUGUAAUUAUGUAGAUUUUCUAAGUGUACCUAGCGCCUAGUCAAUAUGUAUAGUAAAUAUUAGAUUCGACACCGCUUAUCAUUGUAUAGUAAAGUGAGCAUUUUUUAAUCAGUGGGUGUAAUUAAUCUAAUCGAGUAAAUUAACACGAAUCAAGAAAAAUGGAGUGUGAAGAUGGAGAUGUCGUGCUUGGAGAGGUCCCGAAGGCAACAUAUCAUCAAAGGAGACUGCACCCAGCUUGCCCAGAUAACUGUUCCUAUGGGAUAUAGUGAUUCAGUACAGAACUCCAAAUUAUUCUAGCAAGAAUUGUAUCCAAUAUACAGAUAGGAACUGUUGAGAUACCCACGGAGUCAACACAUGCAGCCGCAGGUAGGAUUGUUUUGUGAAGGGGAAAAAUGUCUCCUUCCAUGACGAACUGCUCCAAGAAAUCAAUAGCAUUUAAUGAUUCGACCCUAAGCUCACCAUCGAUGUCGUGAGACUCAUUUCAAAAUUACACUUCUCGUUAAUUCUGUGAUUAUAAUUUCCAUUACUUCUAUGCGUGAUUUUUGUUUGAAACGGGUAAAUUAUUAUUAUUUAUUGACGUAAUUAUUUAAUAGGUGUAAUUCUAUCUAAAUAUAUGUUUAGAUAAAGACAUGUAAGUGGCUCUUUGAUGUGCCGAACGAUGCAUUUUAAAUUAUCCAUUAAUAAAAAUAAUAAUGUGUA
Molecule: messenger RNA, 2966 nt
Organism: Zerene cesonia (dogface butterfly)
Lineage: Eukaryota; Metazoa; Arthropoda; Insecta; Lepidoptera; Pieridae
Gene: tow
Exons: 5
Coding region: 437-2260 (607 amino acids)
Source: RefSeq, a predicted model, not a curated record